AUGACACUGCCAGAAGAGGGCGACGACGCAGCUUUGCAUGCCUAUUUGGAAGAGCGCAUUGCGGCUAUUCAUCGUGAUCCCCAAUUUCCGUUGCCGCCAGAUGCUUACAUGAACUUCUACUCAGCUGUGUGGAGGCUCAUGUACCAUGACCCAAACGCAGACGGGCGUAAUCGCUCAGCGCAUCUAAUGCCCGGUGCUGCCAUCGCGUACAAGAACUUGGCCGCGUUUCUCGCUGAACAUCUCCAGACCGUGGUCCAGCGACUCCAAUCCGUGGAAAGUAGUCUCUUGUUGGAGGCUUACGUUACAGAAUGGGACCGAUAUGCUACAGCGACCAAUCGUCUCGACCGUUUGCUGGAACUCAUCAACCGACACUACGUGCUACGACAUAUCGACGAGGGCAAGGACGGCAUCUACAAGAUCCGCACACUUCACUUUGUUCAAUGGCGGGCGCACGUCUGGGACAAAAUAUCCGGGUCCGUUAUCGAUGCCGCGCAACGUACGAUCGAGAGAGGAGAUGAGAAAGCAGCCGAUCUCAACAAUAUCUUGGAGCGCUUUGCGUCACUCCGAGUCGACGAUUCUCGUUCCUUCGACAGCGAUUCGAGGGGCAGUAUUCGCAACAAGCUCGAGGCGGCGUUUGUUCCUGAGAUUGAGGCUCACGAUCGAAAGAUUCGACAGCACAGGGCUGCUGAAAGUGGCUUUGGAGUGGGACAAACUGACGUGGAGGGGUAG
Messenger RNA from Fusarium sp. VM40, 729 nucleotides. The record is from the annotation of a GenBank genome assembly. NCBI's taxonomy places the organism in Eukaryota, Fungi, Ascomycota, Sordariomycetes, Hypocreales, Nectriaceae.